Messenger RNA from Haemorhous mexicanus (house finch), 1021 nucleotides. RefSeq names its product patched domain-containing protein 4-like. NCBI's taxonomy places the organism in Eukaryota, Metazoa, Chordata, Aves, Passeriformes, Fringillidae. Gene Ontology annotation, cellular component: membrane. The transcript has 2 exons. The coding region runs from base 45 to 971 and encodes 308 amino acids. The record is from RefSeq and is a predicted model, not a curated record.
GAAAGGGAAACUGGCAGGAAGGGGUAAGGAGCUACACAUGUCACAUGUGCUUUCUAAGACGGCCAGGAGCAUCUGCAGGCUGGAUCUGGUGGAGGAUGCUGCGGCAGGUGAUACACAGAGGGCUCCAGUCGUUUUUCUACAAGCUGGGCUUAUUCGUGAGCAGGCAUCCGGUGUUUUUCCUCACUGUGCCCGCAGUCCUGACCAUCAUCUUCGGCUUCAGCCUGCUCAACCGCUUCCAGCCUGACACUGACCUGGAGAGCCUGGUAGCCCCCAGCCACAGCCUGGCCAAGAUCGAGAGGAGCUUAGCCAGCAGCCUUUUCUCCCUCGAUCAAUCCAAAAGCCAGCUGUAUUCGGACUUGCACACCCCGGGGAGGUAUGGCAGGGUGAUUCUCCUCUCCAAACCAGGAGGCAAUAUUUUGCAUCAGGCUGAUGUGAUCCUGCAGAUCCACCGAGCCGUGCUGGAAAUGAAGGAUGGAAGGAGCAGUUUCAUUGGCCACCAGCUUGGAGGGGUAAUGGAAGUGCCAAACAGCAAGGACCAGAGAGUCAAAUCAGCCAGAGCCAUCCAAAUCACUUACUACCUCCAAACGUAUGGCUCUGUCACCCAGGACCUCAUUGGGGAGAAGUGGGAGAGCGAAUUCUGUAAACUGAUGCACAAGAUGCAGCUGGAUCACCAGGAUCUGCAGCUCUACUCACUAGCAUCCUUUAGCCUCUGGAAGGACUUCCACCAGACCAGUCUCUUGGCCAGGGGCAAGAUUUUGGCGAGCCUGAUGCUGAUUCUCCUGACUGCUACCCUCUCGAGCUCCAUGAAGGACUGCCUGCGUAGCAAACCUUUCCUGGGACUCCUGGGAGUGCUCACUAUCUGUAUUUCCAGUGUCACUGCGGCAGGGAUAUUUUUCAUUACUGAUGGAAAAUAUAAUUCUACUCUGUUGGGAAUCCCUUUCUUCGCUAUGGGUAAUUAUUUCUCUUCAUAAUAAUAGGAUUAACAGAGUUUAAUGACAGAAUUGUAAAUUACAUCCUGGGU